This is a messenger RNA of Seminavis robusta, 1344 nucleotides long. Lineage: Eukaryota; Bacillariophyta; Bacillariophyceae; Naviculales; Naviculaceae. The record is from the annotation of a GenBank genome assembly.
AUGGACCAAACCCUUGCCCUGGAGUUGGAGUGCCCCCAAGACUUUGAAAUUGCUUUGGAACAUGUGGACUCGAUCUUGAGAGACGAUGAUUGCGAAGAGCUGCCCUAUCCCAGGAAGGUCGUUUGCCGUGGGCAGUUCUUCUGUUGGCCAAAAUCACGUCUCGUUGCGAAGCUGUUUGGAGGGCACUACUUGGGUGCUUUCCCCUUGCGGAGUCUGCAACUGCAACACCUCAACUUUCCUUUCCUGGUCGAUGGCUUGUCUGAAACAGUCUGGGCCACCCGGCACACCUUGCACAGCUUGGAAUUGUGGGACGUUCGCCUUUGCUGGCACGAUUGCAAGGAUAAGGGUCGUAUGGCUGCCUCCUUGACCAACCACCCAACGCUGGAAAAGGCGACGAUCAAGCCAAUCUCCUGCUGUCGUAGCUGUCGCGGCGAGGAAGACCCCUCACCCAGGCACAAUGAAUUGCUUGCUGCGCUGGCAACCUGUCCAUUGACGGAUCUUCACUUGUCCAAUGUGAAUCUUUCUUGGAGACAAGAUGGACGUGUCUUGGCUUCCUUCCACAACCACCCCUCGCUUCAAAAAAUGGCUCUUAAUGACCUGAUGUGGCCAAGUGGCUCUGAGUGGAAUUGGGAUGGGCCUGGUACGAGAACACUUUGGUUUGGCUGGCUGAAGAAACUAUUGGCGUCACUCUCUACGUGCCCGAAAUUGUACUCCUUGACGUUGGAUACUGCAAUGCCGAGGGAUGUCGAUUUUGUGGCCAUCUGCGACGACAUGAGGCUCUAUUGGUUGUCCAAAGCAACCUUGAAGGAACUAGUGUUCAAGGCGCCACUCGUUCGCCGCCAAAUUGACAACGUCUUGUUCAUGAGGACGACAUCAAACAGGGGAGGCAUGACGCCGGUGCAUCAAGACUACGUCAGCACCAUCAAAAGCAUUGCCAACAGAUUGGAAAUCAACGCUACCCUGACAAGAUUGUCUCUGUCCAUCCCGGAGGAAUGUUUGCUCUCGUUUGUGGAACCAUUGAAACGCAACCACCCUCUACAAUGUCUCGAGCUGCACCUGCCAGAGAAUGUUUUGGGAUCUGGGGACGACGCCGAGAUGUUUGCCAAGGUCCUAAGGGAUUGCAACGAUACGCUGGAGCACCUGGUUGUUCCCGGGUUUCAUUUUUACCGCCUUCUUCAGUACUACCUCCUCUUGAACCGAGCUGGUCGUAAGCGAUUGCACAAUGACGAGGCUACCGAUCGAGAAUGUGUCGAUGCACUCGUCAAGUACCGAGAGAGUCUGGAUGUGGUCCAUUUCUUCCUCUCCAAGUGCCCAGCCAUCUUGUGGAGGACGCACGACACCUAA